CUUUACACAGCAUAGCAUGAGCUAUGUGCUUCUAGUUCUCAUUGAAACAGCAAUCCGAAAACAUUUAAUCUGGCGAAGUUCCUGUCCAAAUUCAUAUAAUCAUGUGGUUUUUAGCCCUAUUAGUAAUGUUUCACCUCAUCAAUCUUGGUUGUACCGAAAGCAAGUACAAUGUGACUUAUGGAGAUUUAGACAAGUGCAAACAGUACAACGCAGUUAAUGGCUACAACUACCACGCCUUCUACCAACUGGAUGAGCUGGAAAAUCACAGCAUCGAUAACGAAACCAUAGUCAACCUACGUUUAUUCGUAGUGGCGGCCAAGGAUGCCCACGUCCUUCUAUCAGACAUCGGUUCGACAUCCAACGAUGCACAAGUUUAUGAAAUAGUUAUCGGUGGCGGCGCUAACACAUUUAGCGAGAUAAGAAAACAACGCAAGAAGAAUCCACUCAAGACGAAAACGACACCCGGUGUUCUUUCACCGAUCGAUCCGCUGCCACUGCGGAUCCGUAUCACCAGGGAUGGACUGAUCGAGGUCGGAAUUGAAGGACAGGAUCUACCCCUGCUGUCAGCAACGGACAAGAACAUAAUAACGGUCCGCUAUCUGAGCUUUAGCUCAUGGGGAUCAACACAGGCCAAGUGGUUCUACGACUGUCCAAGCGACACUCAAGAAACAGAAACACAACUGGAAGAAUUUGACCCAGUGAAAAAUAUGACGAGCAUGGCGAAGUUACUCUAUGAACUGCAAAUGAACGUGUCUUUCGAUCCACCGAAGUGGUACACACCAAUUGAACUUAAGAAGUUGGUGUUUACAAGAAUUGCGUACCACUCGUGGAAAAAUUCACUGGAAACUAGAGCUAUCACUCGCCUGUCUUGGCGUGAUAACCGGACUACUUGGGUACCCGCUGAGCACGGAAACAUAACGAAAGUUAUCGGAUUUCAGUAUCUACUGUGGACACCGACGCUAGUCGCUAAGGACGAAGCAGAAUCGGUAACCCUCGAGCUGUUAGGAAUUGACCAUAUGACUUUUUCGUACGACGGUAGCUUCGAGUUCGUUUCGCGGGAAAUCACAACGGAAACCUUCUGCUCGCUUCGAGAAUCUCCCGAUUGGCCCCAUGAAACCAACGAGUGUGAUCUAGUGCUCAGUACCGACGUUCCGCUAUCGCCGUUGAAAGUGACGUCGGAAGCUGUGAGCUUCCACCCCAAUAUGAUUCAGUCGGACUGGAAUGUGGUAAAGAUUACCAAACACGAGAACGUCAAUAAUCACGAGCUUUUUGCUUUACACGACGGAAGUCCGCGGCAGGAGACCAUUGUGAGACUGCAUCUUAAGCGAAAUAACGAAUUUUACGUUACCGUUCUUUUCGCACCAUACUUCAUGUCAAAUGUUAUGAUUCUGUUGUCAUUCUGGCUGGACGGGAUGUUAAGAAUUUGGACCAACGGUCUCGGAAUCAUCAUUCUUAUUGUAUCGUUUCUACAAAUGUCCGGAUAUGCCCCACAAACCUCUGAUCCUACCAUUUUUAAGUUUUUCCGCUACACUCUCCUCUGUUCCUGGUUCUGUGUGCUUCUAUUUGUACUGGACAAGUGGUUGCGCACUUAUGGGCCGAAGAUGGCACCGGACUCGUGGUUGGCCCGAUUUCUCAGCUAUCCACAUUUGAGAUUUUUCCUUCGGCUCGAUGGUGGUUCGAGCUACGAUAACCUUCAUGGGAAGAAUAUGGAAUGGCGUGACUUUGCAAAAGUGUUGGACCGAAUUGUGUUUGUGAUAAUGGGUGGAAUUUUUGCUGCGGCCUGCUUCAAAAAGAUCUGAACGAUUUCAUCGAGGUGCAUUUAGGGAAAUCUUUUGAUGACCAAAUAGCAAUAGAUAUACUCAAUAACUGAACAUAUUGC
This is a messenger RNA of Topomyia yanbarensis, 1879 nucleotides long. RefSeq lists its product as uncharacterized. NCBI's taxonomy places the organism in Eukaryota, Metazoa, Arthropoda, Insecta, Diptera, Culicidae. The transcript is spliced from 9 exons. The coding region runs from base 102 to 1799 and encodes 565 amino acids. Gene Ontology annotation, molecular function: extracellular ligand-gated monoatomic ion channel activity. Gene Ontology annotation, cellular component: membrane. Gene Ontology annotation, biological process: monoatomic ion transport. The record is from RefSeq and is a predicted model, not a curated record.